This is a messenger RNA of Brienomyrus brachyistius, 6737 nucleotides long. RefSeq names its product polymeric immunoglobulin receptor-like. The coding region runs from base 2631 to 3662 and encodes 343 amino acids. The transcript has 5 exons. The record is from RefSeq and is a predicted model, not a curated record. Lineage: Eukaryota; Metazoa; Chordata; Actinopteri; Osteoglossiformes; Mormyridae.
UCUUCCACAUGUGUACGAUCGAUUAAAUCCUCCAAAAUCUCACAAAAUGUUUGAUAUGAUAUACUAUAAUUUUUUAUCUUGAUUGAAUUGCAAUGCUGCUGGAUGUUAGUGCCAUUUCAACAGUGAGUCAUUUUUCCUCAGAAAAGGAAAAAAAAAGCCUUAUUGAAUUGCAAGUUAAUAAAUAUUAACAAUACUGUAAUGGAAUUAAUGACACUCUGACAACGUUGAUGUUCUUCUCAACUGCAUUUCAUACGGCAUUUCAACAUCUGUACUAGAACAGCACAGUUCUCAGAUGGUCAGUGACCUGGUGAGCAAAGUUCCAGACUUAUUGACCAACCUGGGCUCCUCUUUAUCAGGGUCAGAGACUCCAUGGACGAGUACCUGAAACGCCUCCGCAAGUAUGUGUGGGAACCAAAACAGGCGCUAGAAGAGACCAACUUCUGGUGCACCCAAAAUAUACAGCCUAAUCAAGACCCUCAUUUGCCCUCCUAAAUCUUGCAAAACACCAUUGUGAGUAAUCCACAUGCCCAAGCUUCUGAAAGUCCUUCUGAUAGUGACCCACCACAGUGCUGACAGUAUCUACCUGAGCGUCAAGCUUUGUCGUCUCUGCUGUUGUGAGCCGUACCUUGUGGAUGAGCCCAGAACUUCAUGGCACAUGGCUUUAUUUCACCAUCGUGCAACAUGGAGUUCCUCAGACAGAGUCCCUGAUGCCUGAGGCCUUUUCCUCAGCGAAGACACGCCGCAUCAUGUUCAGGCUGCUGUCGUCGGGCCCCUGGACCAAAACAUUGACUAUGACACUGAGGGCGAGGGAGACGACCAAUGCACCCAGUCCGACUGCAGUUGGAACAGAUUUAAAAGCAGAUAACGCAGAGCCCAGGUUUCUCACAUAGUCCGGAGCUUUGCUCUCCAGGGAUCUGUGGUCUACCGGGAUCUGUGGUCUUCUAGCACAGCUACUGAAUUCAGUCCUAAAUACGCAGUGAAGGAUUUGUCGAUUGUAAUGUCAGGAUGCUCGGGAUGUAGAGAGCAUGAGAGUCAUUAUGGCUUCAUGCAUUUAAAUUUCUGUUGGAUAACUCUGGCCUCCACCCAUAAUGUAAAGAAAAGAAAUGAGAUUCCUACAAGCAACAAAUCAGAUUCCUACAAGAUUAACUUACCCACAGGUCAUGAUAUUUGGCUUUUUUAUCGUGCCUUUCAUGCAGCUUCUGUCUAACUGAGAUUUGAUUGCAGUUUCCUUGGAACAAUCGAUGUAAAGCUUUGAUGGAAUGGAAGGCGUUUUGUCUUCUUUCCGUGUACCUGCUCAGUAAUCCAAUGCCACUAUAGGGUUUGCUUUAAUACGGACGUCUCAAGUAGUUAAUAGUAGCUGGAAGUAAUAGUAGUAAUAGUAGACGGAAGUCUAAAGCUGUCAGCAGUAGCGGAAUUCGGAUCUGCGUCAGUCUGUCGAGUCGCUAUCACGGUGUACAACGUGCUUUACGGCAACUCCCAGGAUAGGCUGAAGUUCUCCCGUGCCCCAGAAAUAUUCCAUGUUAAAUAUUGCUACAGUUUACGGAUUUACUGUCAGUCAUUCUAAUCAUUCCCACAUUCGGUGCUUUGUUUGUAAUCUGUAUAGCAUCUGCUAGUGUGGGAUGACCUGGGCACAACUCAGACGCCGUCUCCAGGGCUAUCAGCUUUGUUGCGUUUGCCAUUUUAUCCUUCUGCACUACAUCUUUUGGCAGAGUGGCUGGAAUUUCUUUGGGCAUUGUUACAACCUUACCAUUUACCAUCACAGCAGACACACUUAUGUUAAAAAACACCCUAAAUACGUUUAGAACUACAAAUGAACUUUCUUCUGUAGAUUCUUGUUUUUAUAUAUAUAUCACAAUUCCAACCCUCCUCGUUUAUCCGGACUUGGGACCGGCAAAAAUGACCCCAAAGACAUACUCUGGCCGAAUUACUUAUUUUUACCAGGGCAGGGUCAGCCAGCGGCGGUUCAUUUGGUAAACAUCUGUUCUGACUGCAGCUGGGCGGGGCUGCUGCGUCUGUCUGUGAGCCUUUGGGACGGGAGAGGAUCGCACGGCAGCACCCGCUGUUCGGUGAGAAGAGUAAGAACGAUAUGUGCUUCCACUUCAGAGUCUUCAGAAGAAUCCAAUAACACUAGAAAAAAGUCACUAGAUUUGUCGCUAGUCGCUUUCUUGAAAACGAGUCGCUAGAGGGGUCUAAGAAGUCGCUGAGUUGGCAACACGGCGUACAAGUACAGCAGCUCCCAGGAAAGGCUGAAGUUCUCCCGCGCCCCAGAGAGAAGACUUCGCCGUUACCUCUUCAUUAAUCUCCUUUAAUGAUAGUGUCUCCUGCCCACGAUUACGGGUGUGCAUUCAUGACAUUCGAACCACCCCCACACGAAGUUAUUUCAGCUACAAUUUACUUAAUGAGAAACAUACUGGAUUGGCCUGUGCACACUGGUUCGUUAUUGUACUGCUAACUGCUGCAUCGAAGAAGUAAACUUAAUGAAAGACAUCAUCCCUGGCUGUGCUCUGACCAGCACUCUUCUGCGAGCCCCAUCCCUCAACCACAAGUUUAAUCCUCCUACAUUCUAACAAAAGGGAUCACAUUAUUAUUACUUUUCCUCCCCAUUGCAUCUGAGCUCUCUGAUCAUUACCAUGGGUGAGAGUUACAGUAAGGAAAAGGAAGACAUCAUGAUCUCAGGGAUGUUCAGUAUAGCUGAAACAUAUGGUGUGAUUCCUGAUAUUACCAUCGACGGCUCCUUACUCAUGUACUCAGGACUGAAUUCAACAUCUGUACUAGAACAGCACAGUUCUCAGAUGGUCAGUGACCUGGUGAGCAAAGUUCCGAACUAUAUGACCAACCUGGGCUCCUCUUUAUCUGCUUUCGAACUUGUACCAAACGCAGUUGGAUUGGGCGCGUUGAUCAUCUCCUUCCUAUUAGACCUCACGGUCAGUUCUUUGAUCAAGGUUCCCGAGGACAGCCCCCUGAACAUGAUGCAGCGGGUCUUCGCUGAGGAAAAGGCCUCGGGGGUCAGAGACUCCAUGGACGAGUACCUGAAACGCCUCCACAAAUAUGUGUGGGAACCAGAACAGGCGCUAGAAGAGACCAGACGUCUGGAGAAGCAGCUGAGCGAGCAGUUGACCCGUCUGAGGAACUCUAUGCUGAAGGACGGCCAAAUGAGCUCCCGCGCCAUGAAGAUCUGGGUCAACGGCGCAGCGUUCCAUGCUCAGAUGCUAAUCCACGAGGCGCGGCUCAUGAUGGCGGGAUAUGGAUCGAAGGAAGAAAAGAACCUUGAUGUUCGAGUAGCUUCUGUCCACAACAUGGUGAACCACUAUCAAAAGGACUUGGAGGACUUGUUAAAGGAGUACAAGAGCUAUAAGCGCACUAACAUGCACUUGCAGAUAGAAGUGUCAAAGUGUGGGUUUCGUUAUGCGUUUUCUUGCCAGCACCACAUGUGCUAUAUUUAUGACGAAGAGCUUGGAAAGAGUACAAGAAAAAAUCCUAGAACACUCUUCCAUGAUUAUUAUGAGAAAAGCAUUUGUCACGGAUCAUUGGACGCCUACAUCAACUACAUGUUCAGCAACUGGGGCCAGAUAAAAAAGCUGAGCGAGUAUUUUACUGUCCUUAAUACUAACAUAAGGGAACUGAUAACACAAAACAGGAAUUUUACCAUGAAAAAUGUGUAGCAAGCAGAACACAAGCAGAAGUAUCCAUGACCAUGAGCUGUUCAUUUUAAAUAAUGAAUGUUCUUAAUUAGCUGAUUAGUAGAAUGAAGUGUGCUGGGAUCAGGGAGGUCACUAUUCAAUCAGAGCAGGGCUACACCAGAACCAGGACUGGGAAACACUGACCUACAGGUUACAUGUGAUGUGUACCCAGUAACUGAGUGGAAGAUGGACAUUGUAAAUAUUGAAUAUAUUUUAUAUGGAAUUUUUCACAUUAUACUUACUUCAUGAAGAGGAGCAUUAGCCAGGCAGUCCUAACCCAAACACACCAGUGUGUUUAUGGAACAGUAUGAAAUGGGUUGUCACUCUUGAUGUGUAAUCUUUGUGUAAAAUGCACCUUUAUUCAAACGGUAAAGGGUGACCUUUACACCAGGGGUUUGUCUCCACCAUUAUAUCCAUUGUUCUUGUCAGUUGUAUAGUAUUUCAGUGCUGAAAAGAGAGAAUGAAAUAAAGGAAAGGAGAACCGGGAGAAAAGUGCGACCGUUUUGGGGGUAAGUGCCACAAGAGAUUUUUAUUUCCAUGCUCCCAGCUCACAUAUUCCAGGCAGCUUUUUCAGGUCACUUCUUGGAGCCAUUUUGACUUGCACUGUUCACUUUUCGGUCCUUUCUAGCUGAUUGUAAGCACAUGUAGUGUGAGGCCUUCAGAGACACUCUGCUGAUACGCUGACAUCCUUCCACUUAUCUGUAUUUUUCAGUACAGGACUGUCUCAAAAGUGCUAAGAGUGUUGAAGUUUUUGAAAUUUCUAUAUAUACAUGUAAUAAAUCUCUGAAAUAAAUACAUGAAAGCAAGGGCAUUACAGCUAAAGCAGAGCUUACUGACCUGAUGGUUAUGCCGAAUGGCUAAUAAAUGCAGUUUGCAGUUCAGUCAACAGGGCGCUGGGGGUGGGCUGUAGGCCCCUAAUGUGGGUGCACGGGGGUCAAACCCAGCCUGGCACAUCAACUUAGGGUCCGUGUCCAAACUGCUCUUACACAAUAACUGUAAAUAUUCAACCUUGUAAAUAUUCAACCACUCUUCCAAACUUUGAUACACUGUGCACAAUCGAUUAAAUCCUCCAAAAACUCAGAAAAUGUUUGUUACAAUAUACAAUAAAUUUUAUUUUGAUGGAACUGAAAGUUAAUAAGUACUUACAACACUAUAAUGAAAUUAACCCCACUCUGACUACACUGAUGUUUAUCUGAACUACAUUUCAUUGCAGAAAUCAAACAUUUGUAAAGAAAGGAAAAUAAUCCUAAAUAUGUGUUCUGUUCAAAAUGUUUAUUCCCAAAUGAGGAUCUUUUCACAUUUUAUUACCAAUAAAAGGAAGUCUUGUUUUCACCUGAGUAGCAUUUAAUGGACAGUAUUAAAACACACACACAGGCACGCACACACACGCAGACACACAUGCACACACACACACACACACACACAUGCACACACGGGCAUACACCACUUCCAUUGGGAGUUAAUUUUUGACAAGUUUAGGUAACCACUGUUGUACUGUGGUCAUGGUCAUAAUUUAAACAUGGACUUUGCAUGAUCAAACACAUUUGCACAGCACUGGGUUGCUAUAUUAGAUCCUAAUGUAUAGUUCAUGUCCCAUUCCAGCCACAUCUUCAUCUGCGUUUGUACCAGCUUGAAUUCUCAUAUUUUCACCAUGGGUGGGAGACAGUCUAUGUCUAAUGAAGAAGUAGAGACGUUUGUCACCAAUUUGUUAAUAGGAGUUGAGACCGUUUUAAAAGACAGUGGCCUUCUGCCUGAUAUUGGCAUUGAUGGGUCCUUGACAAAGUAUUCUGGAUUGGAUUCAACAGAUGUACUUCAAGACUACAGUUCUCAAGUCGUUAGCCACCUGCAGAUCAAAGGUCCAGACUACAUAAAUAGUCUGGGGUCUGCUUUAGCCCCCUUAACAAAUGUACCGAACGCUGUUGGGAUUUGCGCAUUGGUCAUCUCCAUCGCCCUAGACCUUGUGGUCAGUUCUUCGGGCAGAAAAGACAGCGGCAGCACCAUGAACAUGAUACGUCGCGUGUUCGCAGAGGAAAAGGCGUUCGGUGUGAAAGACACCAUGGAUGAGUACAUAAAACGGCUCCGUAUGCACAUGCGAGAUCCUGCACGGGCUCUGGAAGAGACUCAACGCCUGGAGAAGCAGCUGAGCUUGGCGCUGACCACUCUAAGGAAUUCCAUGAUGAGGCAGGAGGAAGUAAGUGCCCAUGAGAUGAAGCAAUGGACGAAUGGCGCAGCGUUCCACGCGCAGAUGGUCAUCCACGAGGCACGGCUCAAGAUGGCGAGAUACGGAUCGAGAAAGAGUCAAGACGGAUACGAGUCAGAACUUAACAAUCACAUAACUACGAUCAGCACCAUGGUGCAUGAUUAUAAAAAAGACCUAAUGGAGCUGUUCAAGAGGUUCUACAGCAUAUCUCAUAUGAAUCUUUCUGAAGACUUUUUCAACUCAUUGUUCAUGAGAUUGGAGCAAUCAAAAGAGCUGAUUGAGUACUUCACCAGGCUGGAGACAAAUGCAAAAAGACUGAUAAUGCAACAUGAAUCUUUUAAGAUGCCUGGUCUGGCCUGAUGUACUGUUGUUUGAGAAGAUAACUAAACCUAUAAUGUAACUCAGUUAGAGGUACAAAUGAGUUAACAGUAAUAAAAAUCAUUUCAAUUCAUACAACGCUUUUGUCAAACACAAGGGCACUUUACAAGCAACGCUAAACGGAAACAACAUAAAGGUAUCUAUGAACAACAUUUAUCAAGUCAAUACAAUAGAUGAGCAGAAGAACCUGAACAUUAGAGAGGGAGAGAAAGGAUUAAGUUCCUUUGGUGUGUGUGAGAGUUUUUUAAUAAUGAUAAACCAAAAUGGUAAAAGAAAGGCAGACAAGCAAAAUAGUGGUAAACAUUUCUACAGCUUUACAAAAGAAAGUUAAAGAAUUUAAGGAAGCUGUUCAGAUUGUGUUUAGGUAUUUAGAUGAACAAAAUGGAAAAUGUGAUGUUUAUCAUUUAAAACUAUAUUUCAACAUUGCUCUACUCUAUGUUAAUGUAAAUGAAUGUAAAUUAAUAAAUGCUGCAAUGACA